Entrophospora sp. SA101 is the source of this 798-nucleotide messenger RNA. The record is from the annotation of a GenBank genome assembly. Lineage: Eukaryota; Fungi; Glomeromycota; Glomeromycetes; Entrophosporales; Entrophosporaceae.
AUGACAGAUAGUCAUCAUAAUCUUCAGGGAGAAGCCAAAAAUCCUGAAGAUGUAACUAAUAAAGAGAAAAAAGAGGUCCCUACUAUUACUAAACCCAAAAGAAAAUGUUUAGAAUGUGGUAAUCCUAACAUCAAGUACAAGUUUUGUAUGAUUUGUGAAAAGCAAUAUUUUAUACGAAAUUUCAGCCAAUGGACAAGUAAUAAUGUCGAAAUAGAUAAAUUUAUAAAAUAUACACAAACUAACGCAGUUGCUCAAGUAGAAUUUUUUGAAUGGAUAAAAUGGAACGAAUUUGACCUUAUCGAGUAUGAAAACUCGGGAUUAUAUAGCACAGUUUAUUCGGCGUAUUGGAUUGACGGACCUAUUUUAUUGUGGGAAAAAACCAUGGACUGUUACAUAAGAAAUGGACCGAUCAAGGUUGCAAUUAAAAGAUUCAACAAUUCACAAAAUAUAUCUCGCGAAUUUAUCGAUCAGCUAGCGCAAAAAAUAAUAGACGGAAAAAGGCCAAAGAUAAGCAAAGAAGCGCCUAAGAGUUAUAACGAUCUUAUGCAGCAAUGUUGGGAUCAUGAUCCUUCAAAAAGACCAACAGCUUCGAAAUUAUAUGAAACAAUUGGAUCAUGGUUUACAAAGAUUUGUAAUGAUCCAACCCCUACCGAAAUUUCUAUUGAAUUUGAUAAAGCAGAAGGAAUAAAAUUUUCCAAACUCGAAAAAUAUGCAUUCCAAAGACAAAAAAUUCAUAACGAAGCUAUUUACACAAGUCGUUUACUAAAUUUCCCAGGGCUUCGGAGGCAACAGUCUUAA